AAAGAAAAAAAAAAGAAGAAAAGAGGUCGAGGUCAACUCGAGUGAAAGUUGAAACAGAAAGCGCGUAGUCAAGGUUUCUGAUCAUCGCGAUCGAGCGACAGCAAGUGGCUGUGAACGGCGGUAAUUAAAUUCAAAUUUCGGGCGGGAAAGCGGGCCGUAACGGUUAAGUGACGGAUCUGGGGAUGUCAAGAGAAGAGAAGAGCCACCAGACCACUCCACGAGACGACUACCAGAACCACAUUCCUCCGUGCUUUCUCCCUGCCUCAAGAUGAUUGACUUCGCGGGACUCUACGCCUUGUGUUCUGAGCGCCCCGAGUGGCUUUCCGGCUACAGGAAACGGUCUCUGGUAUACGACUACUGCUGGCACUUGGUCCAAGAACUGGUUGCCUAUUGGCAAUGGCUAUCUUGCUGCAAUGGUCCCCGGAGGGACGCGUGUGGAGGUUACCCAAUUGAACAUUGAGUCUCUGUGGAGUGGUGGACCAUUUGCUGAUCCUACGUACAAUGGCGGGAAUAAAGACCCGUCACAGCAGGCUUCGCUGGCAAAUUCGAUGCAGCAAAUCAGGGAAACCAUAUGGACGAGUCCAAUUGGCGAGAUUGGAAACGUUGAUGUCCUCGGUGUCGAUGCUGGGGCGUAUGGAUCCUAUGCUGGUGCUGGACAUCUCAUCACAACUCUCAAUAUCAGCGACGGUGGAACAACAAAUUAUUUUCGAUGGCUGGACAUCGACCAGGGCGUCGCUAGGACUUCGUGGACGCAAGACGGUAUUUCGUACCUCCGUUCAUCAUUUUGCUCCCAUCCGAGCAAAGCAUGCACUCAACAUCUCACCACAACGAGUAACUCGACUCUCCCAGCCCUGUCGUACGCGUUCACCGCCUCCCUAGAGAGCGGAUUGCCACAAGUGAACGUAUCGUGUCUCGAUGGUACAAAUAACGCACUUGUUGUUCGAGGCGUUGUUGCGGAACCAGGAAUGGCAUAUGAAUUUAUCGCGUGGGCAAAGACCGACACAGGUGUCACGACGUGUAUUCCGAGCGCGACAAACGCGACUCUUGUCGUGAAGGGAGCCAACGAGGCCUGGAUCUCGUGGAUUGGAGACACCGAGUUUGACCAGGAUGCCGGCAAUCAGGCGAACGCGUUCUCUUUUAAGGGUGCCGAUCCGCAUACGAAGUUACUUCCGUUCUUCAACAAAACUUCUGCGGUAUAUGCGAAUAUCUGGAAGGAGCAUCUUGAUGAUUAUACUGCGCUGAUGGGCUCCUUUACUUUGGACCUGGGUCAAACCGUCGAUCUGGAGAACCCGACCGAUGUGUUGAGAGCGGCGUAUCAGGUCGGCGUUGGAAAUACUUACUUGGAAUGGCUAGCAUUCAAUUUCGGGAGGUACUUGUUGGCAGGCAGGCAAUGGGCAGAUGGCUUGAGUAAUGCUUGGGGAGCGGAUUAUCAUUCCAAUAUCAAUAUUCAGAUGAACUAUUGGGUUGCUGAAGCUAGCGGAAUGGAUGUAACUGCAUCAUUGUUUGACUACUUUGAGAAAAACUGGGCGCCCAGAGGAGCUAUCACGGCACAGGUCUUGUACAACAUAUCCCGAGGAUGGGUAACUCAUAAUGAGAUUUUCGGUCAUACGGGAAUGAAAGCGGGCUCUGCACAAUGGGCUGAUUACCCUGAAUCGAAUGCGUGGAUGAUGGUUCACGUAUGGGACCAUUUUGAUUAUACCCAGGACGUAGCGUGGUGGCAGGCGCAGGGGUGGCCGCUGAUCAAGGCCGUCGCUGGUUUCUACUUGGACAAACUGAUUGAGGACGAAUACUUCAAGGAUGGAACGCUUGUUGUAGCUCCGUGUAAUUCGCCGGAACAAGUGCCUAUUACGCUCGGUUGUGCUCACGCACAACAGCUGAUCUGGCAGCUAUUCAAUGCCAUAGAGAAGGGAUACCCGUUCUCUGGGGACCACGACCCGGAAUUUUUGGCAGAAGUACUGGACAAACGGUCGAGGAUGGAUAAAGGUAUCAAAGUAGGAAGUUGGGAGCAACUGCAGGAAUGGAAAGUCGAGAAAGAUUCACCAACAGAUACCCAUAGACACCUUUCACAUCUGAUUGGGUUGUAUCCUGGAUAUGCGAUCGGGGCUUUCAAUGACUCGGUUUCGAACGUGACGGCGGAGCAGGCAUUAGCUGCUGCAAAGGUGAGCUUGAUCGCAAGAGGAAAUGGGACUGGACCGGACGCGGACGCGGGCUGGGAGAAAGCAUGGCGUUCUGCCUGCUGGUCGGCCUUGAAGAACGGGGAACAGGCGUGGUGGGAGUUGACUUACACAAUCGAUCGAGACUUUGGCCCAAACUUGUUCAGCUUGUACGAUCCGUCGAGUUCGGACCCAAUUUUCCAGAUCGACGCGAAUCUCGGUCUCCCGGGUGCUCUCAUGAACAUGCUUAUCCAGUCGCCUGAUGUUGCUUCUUGGAAUGAUACCUUGAUCAUCCAGAUUUUGCCUGCGUUACCGCAGGCGUAUGCCGCAAGAGGACGCGUGACUGGGGCACGCGUCAGAGGCGGGUUGAAUGUUUGGUUUGAAUGGGCAGACGGGCUUGUCGGGAGAGUAGAUGUCAAUAUGGCAGAUGUGGGCACCUUCAGUGCAGGUAGGAAGGUGCGAGUUGAAGUAGGUGCGAACGGUGAUGUCAAGGGUGAAUUUGUACUUCGGAAUGGGGGAAGUGUAACGUUGAAUUGAAGAUUUUGAUUAUAUGUACUGUAUGGGUAGGAGCGGUCUGGAUGUGUACUAACGACGUGUAAUGCAUUUACUAAGUACAA
Desarmillaria tabescens is the source of this 2770-nucleotide messenger RNA. Its product is annotated as Six-hairpin glycosidase-like protein. Gene Ontology annotation, biological process: carbohydrate metabolic process. The transcript is spliced from 15 exons. Lineage: Eukaryota; Fungi; Basidiomycota; Agaricomycetes; Agaricales; Physalacriaceae. Gene Ontology annotation, molecular function: alpha-L-fucosidase activity. Bases 414 to 2690 code for a protein of 758 amino acids. The record is from RefSeq and is a predicted model, not a curated record.